AUGUUGCUCAUCAUCGGAAUGCUUCUUCCUAUCAUCUUCAGCACAAUCAUCGUGUCUACCCAGGCUUGUCAACCAGCAAACAGUCCUAACGUGAGAGGCAAUUCAGACCUGGGGCCUCGAGAGGUUUUGGUGGUGGAAGUGAUAACCGACAAGAAUUUCAACAAAAAAACCCUUAAAACGGAUAAGAAGGAAAUAGAUGAUCAGUUGGCCAAAGUUGCGAAAGACAACGGACUUGUCAAAAACAGAUUCAUUGUGGGAGGAAUUGCGAAGGAGAAGAACAACAAACUCUCCAUAAUAUACAGUAUUUUCGAUCUACAACAUGGAAUAGUUUGCCAAGAGGUGGACAAAACUCUUCGUAACGCAAAAGAAAAUACAGAUGCCAUGAAAUCUAUCGAAAAGUUCCAGGUUACAUGUGGAUCCGAAAUGUUUGAAGUAUAA
Messenger RNA from Necator americanus (New World hookworm), 438 nucleotides. RefSeq lists its product as uncharacterized. The record is from RefSeq and is a predicted model, not a curated record. The transcript is spliced from 5 exons. NCBI's taxonomy places the organism in Eukaryota, Metazoa, Nematoda, Chromadorea, Rhabditida, Ancylostomatidae. The coding region runs from base 1 to 438 and encodes 145 amino acids.